Molecule: messenger RNA, 2977 nt
Organism: Thecamonas trahens ATCC 50062
Lineage: Eukaryota; Apusomonadida; Apusomonadidae
Exons: 1
Coding region: 1832-2791 (319 amino acids)
Source: RefSeq, a predicted model, not a curated record
GGGUACUCCCUGUGUUGGAUAGAGUCAAGUCGGUCAAAACCACAGGGAGUCUUCAAGCGGGAAAGUAGCCCAAACGAGGAGAGGGUGAGUCUGGGUGUCAACACGGAAGGGCGGCUGCCGACGGUGCGGCAAUUUUUGGCCGCAGAAAUGAGUAACGCGUCGUUCUCUGGUUGCAAGGUGACGUCACGCCAAUGGCGCAACCGCGCAGCCUGGGCAGAGAUGCAGCCGAUGGAUGACGAUUGGCAAGGAUGGGAGUUGCGCGCGAGAGAAGGGGGGAUAGCGUGUGUUUGAACGAGCUGCGCCACGGGUCAGCAUACCGCUGGUUGUGUGCAAACUAAAGUUGACCAUCUGUCACCAGAGCUUGACGGAGGAAGCGGGGCACAAACGCGCGUGCGAACAAGUCGACCGACCGCUCGCCGGCAUCAGCGCCGGGUGCGGUCUGGAGGGCGCGGAUGUGUAGGACCGGGUCAGCAGCAUCCGCGUUGGAAGCGAGAACGUUGCGGAGGCGGAGCAAGCCGAGGGCCAUGCCCGAGUCGAUCGAAGCAGAGCCGACACGGCCGACGGCUUUGGACGAGUCGGCGAGGGUGAUGCGGGUAUCGGGAGCAAGGUGCAGGCGCGGAAGGUCGAGGCGGGCCGCACCAGUGGCGACGAGCUCGUUGGGCGAGGUAGCCUCGAGCUGUGCUCGCGUUGGCAGCGUAUCGGGAGACGGCGCGAGGGCCAGAGGCAGGAUGCGCUUGCGAAUCGCACCGCGGGCGUGCGUCCGCGCAAUCAGCUCCUGGCCAACGUAGCAGCCCUUGGUGAGCGAGAGCGCCGAGAGCGCGUCAAGCGACAUCUCGGGCGCAAGCGCCUUGUUGGGCGGAAAGUCGGCCCAGGUCUCCGGCAAGCCGAGUGCAACCCGGUGAGCGAGAUACGCCGCCGGCUCGGCACCGUCGAUGGUGCCGUCGAGGGCAUCGAGCUCGGCAAUGCCGCGGCCGCCCAUGCGCGGGUCGCGCGGAUCGACCACGCCAUCCCCGCCAGACAGCGCGGCGUAUACCCCGAGCUCGUCCGCCUCGGCAAUGCUAACCUUGGCGCGGAGCUUGUACCGGGCAAGGACGCGGAGGAGCGCAGGGAGCGACUCAGACGCCACGUCCAGCGCAAAGCGCGAGCCGUCGCUGGAGCGAAAGACAAACAGAUCAAAGAGCAUGCGGCCCUUGGACGACAGAAUGGCCGAGUACGCCGCACCACCGGGCACAAUAGCCUCAACGUCGACGGUCGCCACGCCUUGCAGAAACUCUUCUGCAUCACGAUCAAAGACCUCGACUACCUUGCGAUGCGAGAGCAGCGUCCGUCCGCCGCCGCCAGCCACCGCCGCAACAUCGCUUGCCGCCACAUCGCUUGUCACUGACAUCAGUCGUGCCCACGACCUGCUCCUGCCAGCUACUUGCGCCACACGGGUCACCGCUGUCGCCGCCAAAGGCCACCGCAGCAUGGUUGAGCGAGUGGGGUGGAAGGGCAUGAGGGGGUUCAUAGCUGGGGGGGGAGCGGCGUGGGCGUCAAACCUGAGCGCGUCAAUGAUCGGGGUCGUGAUCAUGAUGCGUCCCAGCCGGCUCGAGGCACAAACAGCAUGACGACAGCAACCACAGACAUACCGGGAGACAAGAGCUUGAUGUGUAGUACGGUACGCUGCAACUACGAUCAAGGUACAUCAUCCUCGAUAUAGUCCCGCGAUGAAUGCAACCACGAGCGACAAGGCGUGAAGUCCAUCGCCCUUGGCAGCACACGCCGGCUCGGCAGACACUGGCACCAUCACCCACUCAACUCACAGGCGACGAGUUAGUGCAGACAAAGGAUAAUGUCAGUCAUUAUGGGCUCAAAGACGGGGUGGGUGGCUGUCUCGCUCGAGGCACUGAACCGGCAUCGGGUGCUGGUGGCGGCAGUGGCGUCCGAGGUAGUGCUGGCGCCGCUACUGCGGCUGCGUGUGGUGCUGGCGACCGAGGACAUGGCGGAUGCUGGUGGGAAGAAUGCCGUGGAGAAGCCGCCGCGUUCGGCGCGUGAGCUGAUGCGGAAGAUGUGGGAGGAAGACGGAUGGGCUGGCCUGUGGCGGACGGUGCCGGUGCGGAUUGUAGGCACAAUGGUCCGGCAUGCUGUGCGCCAGCUGGCGUAUCCGAUGUGGCGGGCGCGGCUCGCGACCGAUCAGUCCAAGUUGGCGUGGGUCAUGCUCUUCUCAUGCACACUUGCCACCGAGCGCCUCGCUGUCCACCCCAUCUUUACGAUUGCGGACGUGUACGCUGUCGAGUCCCGGGUCGCGACGUAUAGGCGGUACGGGCAGGCCGGCGAGACCAUGGCGGCCGAGGACGAGGCUGCGGCCGACGGCUCGGGGCUCGCUGCCCGGCUUGCACGCCGGGUGCCAGUUCUUGGCGUUGCGCGCAAGGUGCACGCGUCGGGCGGGCUCGCCGCGCUCUAUGCCGGCGUUGGCGGGUACCUGGCACUGGACGUGGUCAACGCUGUGGUGCUGGCAAUGAUCGACUCGUACUCGCUGCGGAUGGCGGUGUCGACGCUGACGUCGCUUGCGUUGGCCAGCCCGAUGUUUGCGGUCGGCUCUCGGCUGCGGCUGGACUCGUCACGCCCGCUGGAGCUGCAGCGGUACUCGCAGGCGUCGCUCGCGCCGUCGCUCGAUGUGCUCGCCGACGUGCUCGAUCACAAGGGUAUGGUCUACCUGUACCGAGGGGCAUGGCUGACUGUGGCAGUCCGGUCUGUCCGUGUCCUGAUUGUGCGCGGGAUUACGGCCGCGGUGGCGGCAGUCUCGCCGUGAGCAAGCAGAGGCGCAGGCCGCGCAGCGCUGGGUUCAUUGUCGCUACAGCUGGCUAGAGCGGGGGCGUCAAAGGCGAAUGGCGUUGACGGUCUUGAGCUCGUCGAUGGUUGCCGAGCCGGUGGAGAACAUGGCGACCUGGAGCUCCUUCUGCAUGCGGCGGAGAAGAGCCUCGACGGCGUCGGCCGA